Molecule: messenger RNA, 7226 nt
Organism: Ochotona princeps (American pika)
Lineage: Eukaryota; Metazoa; Chordata; Mammalia; Lagomorpha; Ochotonidae
Gene: TCF4
Product: transcription factor 4
Exons: 20
Coding region: 497-2512 (671 amino acids)
Biological process (GO): regulation of transcription by RNA polymerase II
Cellular component (GO): transcription regulator complex
Molecular function (GO): DNA-binding transcription factor activity, RNA polymerase II-specific; RNA polymerase II cis-regulatory region sequence-specific DNA binding; protein dimerization activity
Source: RefSeq, a predicted model, not a curated record
UCAGGGAAACCUAUUAUUAUCAAUGUGACUCCACGGGGGAGUCAAUGGUGAUGAGGAGGAGGAGGAGGAGGAUGAGGAGACACCUCUAAACUUGGAGCAAGUUUAAGACUUUGUAAGAGGAGAAGAAAAAACACCCACCAACAAGAUUUGUAUGAGGAACAAUUAUAACUAUCCAGUGUUGAUUUUUUUUUUUUUGGUAAACAAUAAGAAAAAGUUGUUGGAUUUUUUUUAAAUGUUUUCUUUUUUUGGGGAGGGCAUUUUGUUGCAGUUUUAUGGUGGAAAAUGCAAAACCCAGAGCCCAGUGCAUAAUCUUGUAAUCUGUGGAUAUCCCUGGAGCAGAACUGAGUACCACUCAAAGUACUUUUUGGGGGAUACACAUGUGAAAUACUAAAUACUUGCAGAAGAUUUUUGUCUGUCUUUUAAAAGCCUUUUUUUUUUCCCUUGGAAUAUUGUGAACUUAUUUGUGGCCAUUUAAGGUUUGUGUGAUUUUGCUAAAAUGCAUCACCAACAGCGAAUGGCUGCCUUAGGGACGGACAAAGAGCUGAGUGAUUUACUGGAUUUCAGUGCGAUGUUUUCACCUCCUGUGAGCAGUGGCAAAAAUGGACCAACUUCUUUGGCGAGUGGACAUUUUACUGGCUCAAACGUAGAAGACAGAAGUAGCUCAGGAUCCUGGGGGAAUGGAGGACAUCCAAGCCCGUCCAGGAACUAUGGAGAUGGGACUCCCUAUGACCACAUGACCAGCAGGGACCUUGGAUCACAUGACAAUCUGUCUCCACCUUUUGUCAAUUCCAGAAUACAAAGUAAAACAGAAAGGGGCUCCUACUCAUCUUAUGGGAGAGAAUCAAACUUACAGGGUUGCCACCAGCAAAGUCUCCUUGGAGGUGACAUGGAUAUGGGCAACCCAGGAACCCUUUCCCCCACCAAGCCUGGCUCCCAGUACUAUCAGUAUUCUAGCAAUAACCCCCGCAGAAGGCCUCUUCCCGGUACUGCCAUGGAGGUACAGACAAAGAAAGUUCGAAAAGUUCCUCCAGGUUUGCCGUCUUCAGUCUACGCCCCAUCAGCCAGCACUGCCGACUACAAUAGGGACUCGCCAGGCUACCCUUCCUCAAAACCAGCAGCCAGCACUUUCCCUAGCUCCUUCUUCAUGCAAGAUGGCCAUCACAGCAGUGACCCUUGGAGCUCCUCCAGUGGGAUGAAUCAGCCUGGCUACGGAGGAAUGUUGGGCAAUUCUUCUCAUAUUCCCCAGUCUAGCAGCUACUGUAGCCUGCACCCACAUGAACGUUUGAGCUAUCCAUCGCACUCCUCAGCAGACAUCAAUUCCAGUCUUCCUCCGAUGUCCACUUUCCAUCGUAGUGGUACAAACCAUUACAGCACCUCUUCCUGCACACCUCCUGCCAACGGAACAGACAGCAUAAUGGCAAACAGAGGAAGCGGGGCAGCAGGCAGCUCCCAGACUGGAGAUGCCCUGGGGAAAGCACUGGCUUCGAUCUAUUCUCCAGAUCACACUAACAACAGCUUCUCCUCAAACCCUUCGACUCCUGUUGGCUCUCCGCCUUCGCUCUCAGCAGGCACCGCUGUGUGGUCCAGAAACGGAGGACAGGCCUCCUCCUCUCCCAACUACGAAGGACCCUUGCACUCUUUGCAAAGCCGAAUUGAAGAUCGUUUGGAAAGACUGGAUGAUGCUAUUCACGUUCUCCGGAAUCAUGCAGUGGGCCCGUCCACAGCUAUGCCCGGUGGCCAUGGGGACAUGCAUGGAAUCAUCGGACCUUCUCAUAAUGGAGCCAUGGGUGGUCUGGGCUCAGGGUAUGGAACCGGCCUUCUGUCAGCCAACAGACAUUCGCUCAUGGUUGGGGCCCAUCGUGAGGACGGCGUGGCCCUGAGAGGCAGCCAUUCCCUUCUGCCAAAUCAGGUUCCUGUUCCUCAGCUUCCUGUCCAGUCUGCAACUUCCCCUGACUUGAACCCACCCCAGGAUCCGUACAGAGGCAUGCCGCCAGGACUGCAGGGCCAGAGCGUCUCCUCCGGCAGCUCUGAGAUCAAGUCUGAUGACGAGGGUGAUGAGAACCUGCAAGACGCCAAGUCUUCCGAGGACAAGAAACUGGAUGACGACAAGAAGGAUAUCAAAUCAAUUACUAGGUCAAGAUCUAGCAAUAAUGACGAUGAGGACCUGACCCCUGAGCAGAAGGCCGAGCGUGAGAAGGAGCGGAGGAUGGCCAACAAUGCCCGCGAGCGCCUGCGCGUGCGCGACAUCAAUGAGGCUUUCAAGGAGCUGGGCCGCAUGGUGCAACUGCACCUCAAGAGCGACAAGCCACAGACCAAGCUCCUGAUCCUCCACCAGGCCGUGGCCGUCAUCCUCAGCCUGGAGCAGCAAGUCCGAGAAAGAAAUCUCAAUCCGAAAGCAGCCUGUCUGAAAAGAAGGGAGGAAGAGAAGGUGUCCUCGGAGCCGCCGCCCCUCUCCUUGGCCGGCCCCCACCCUGCGAUGGGAGACGCUUCGAAUCACAUGGGACAGAUGUAAAAGGGUCCAAGUUGCCACAUUGCUUCAUUAAAACAAGAGACCACUUCCUUAACAGCUGUAUUAUCUUAAACCCACAUAAACACUUCUCCUUAACCCCUUUUUUUGUAAUAUAAGACAAGUCUGAGUAGUUACGAAUCGCAGACGCAAGAGGUUUCAGCAUUCCCAAUUAUCAAAAAACAGAAAAACAAACAAAAAAAGAAAGAAACAGUGCAACUUGAGGGACGACUUCCUUUAACAUAUCAUUCAGAAUGUGCGAAGCAGUAUGUACAGGCUGAGACGCAGCCCAGAGACUGAAUGGCAAUCCUUCCACACUGUGGAACAAUGCAUUUGUGCCUAAACUUCUUUUGGAGAAAAAAAAAUAUAAUUAAUUUGUAAGUCUGAAAAAAAAUAUUUAAUUUAAAAAAAAUUGUAAACUUGCAAUAAUGAAAAAGUGUACUUCUGAAGAAAACUACAUGAACGCUUUUGUUGGUAUUCAAGUCAGCUAGUGUUUAUAAUUCCUGGAGAUUGAAUAGGGAAGCUUGGCUGCCCUAGUAACAAAACCAGCAAACGUCCUGGCAGCGAAGUGAUGACAUUAGCCAUUCCUUAGGGUAGGAGGGACAGAUGGAUCUUAUAGACCUAUGACAAAUAUAUAUAUAAAUAUAUAUAUAAAUAUAUAUUAAAAAUUUAGUGACUAUGGUAAGCUUUUGUUCAUUUGUUUCAGACUUUUUUUUUCUCCUGUAAAAAAAUAGUACUGAUUAACUUUUUUAAAAGAAAGAUUUUACUGUAAAUAUGGAUUUUUGUUUUGUUUUUGUUUUUUUUGGUUUUUGGGUUUUUUUUGGUCUUCUUUCUGCCCCUUUCCCCGGUUUGUUACCAUAACCUGUAGUGCCAACUCUGCUUCUGGAGGGGGAUUGCAGGAGGAAACGCUGGCCCUGGUGUUGCUUCUCAUUCAUCAAUAAGUAGAAAGUUGUUUCUCUAGUCUUUUGGGAACGCAGGACUUAACAAGUCACAUCCCGUGUAGAUAGGACAAGCAGCAUUACCAGGACGCGGCACAAGGAGCCCGUCUGAGCUGUAGUGUUGCAUCCGUGACCCUAUUCUGGGAUUUUCAGAGGUACAAGGUCAGAAUGCUACAAAGUUACCACUGUGCCUUCCAAUGUUUAUAUCAUCGGAAACAUACAUAAUCAAAGUGGCUGUGAUUGAACACGAAGAUUCAAGUGUUACCUACCGUGUAGCCGAAGUAGUGUGCAGUGAGGCGUUUCUGAAUACAUGGUCAGAUUUUUGGAAAAAAAAAAAGACAAAAAAAACAAAAAACAAAAACAAAAUAAAAAAAAAUAAAGUUAAAAAACUGUCAAAUGAGAAAAUCGCAAGUAGUGUGACAGAGCUGAUUUUGUUGCUUUUUUUUUUUCCGAAAUGGGUUUACUAAAAAGUAGAUGACUUAACUGCCUCCUCCUUCGUCUAAAAAUGCCAAUAUUCAAUCAUCAUGCAGCAUUAUAAACAAGCCUUAUAAGUCCUAAAGCAUUAAGUUGCACUUUUUUUGAGGAGGGGUAGUGCAGUAUUUCUCUGGCCAGUAUGGAUGAAGUUUAUACUUAACAUAUUUGAUAGAAACAUAGAUCAAGCUAUGGUACAGCUACUCAUCAGAUAGCGAGCUUUGACGUCUGGGCACAAUUGAACCAAUUUCCAUUGUGAAUCUUUCUAAUGAUUGACUUUGGUGUAUAGUGCAGUAAACAAAUAGUGCUCCUAGUUAAGUAUUUGUCAGCAUCCUUUUGUCUCUAACUCAUUUCUGUUUUUACAGCCACACAAUCUUGGCAUGUAUUAAAAAACAAAAAUCCCAGUUCGAGUAGUUUCUCCACUUAUCAGCACUGAGUCAACGCCACAAACCCAUCGAAAUGGUCUAAACGUUCCAUCUGUUCUCCUGUUUUGCCAGUUAUAUAGUAACGAAAUACAUUUGUAAAUUUUAUGCAACAAAUGGCAAACGUAUCAUUAUUUUAAAAUUGUGUAUGUAAAAGUUAUAUUUUUACAUGUAGACUCUUGUUAUUAUGUGUUUUAAUACAUUGUAUCAGUUUUUGUUUUUUGGUUUUUGUGUUUUUUUUUUUUUUUAGAAAAAAACUGUGGUUUAAAAAAGUCUCCUUUAAAUGAAAUAGUGAGCUACAAGAAUCUGAAUUUUAUGUUCAUUUCUGAAAAUGUAAGAACAAAUAAGGUAGUUACCCACGUGGUCGUCCUUGACGGAACCCAUCACCAUUUGGAUUAGCUGUGUGUGUGUUGAAAACUGUAAAUAUGUUCAGUAGCGAUAAAACUAAAAUACGCUUUGAUUUGUGGAUAAGUUCCUGAAAUGUGGAGGUGGAUUAAAAUCUUAGCAGAAUAGCAGAAAUCAAACUUGAUGAAAAGUUAUCUGGGGCUUUCCUGUGAGAUAUACGAACAAAGAAGGACGUGGAAGACAGUGAUGCCGACCCUCCCCUCCUCUUGAGUAACCAUGUGUGCUUGUUCCUUCAGUACGUUAAUGAUUUCCUUUAGUGGUACAUUCUGCACUCUGUAUAGUCCACCAAGGCGGGUAUCCCUAGGAAUGCUAUUCAAUAGGAAGCAGGUAAACUCUGGUCACUUUCAGAUAAGUGUACAGAAGAAACUGUGGUGUGUACUCCAGGGAACUGGCAACACUCCCUGCGUUGAUGUACAUUUUAAAGAAGGGCACUUUUGAUACAUGUUAUCAUAAAGGUGCUUACUAGAGCUGAAUUAAAGUUUUUCAAAUCUGUAAACAAAGCAAAAAAUUAAAUUGUAGUCCUUUGCUUAUUUUCUAAAUCGGUGCUUUCCGUUUUGUUCUCAAACAGUAAAAGCUGCAAUUGACUGUUCACCAGCUUUGAUGUAUUCAUUACUCAGUAAUGUAAGACCUCUAUUGUUGAAUUCCCUUUGGAAAAAAGACUUUCUCAGCACCACCAGAAAAGGUGCUCACCACUGUUGGCUUGGUGGAGAAUCGUGAUCUGGACCCAUCCGUAGUCACUGGGUUAUAUCCCCAUGGAAAAAGAUAAAAGGGAAUGUGGCCUUUUAGUGUGUUAUUUUCUUGUCGUUGUUUUAUAAUUAUCAAACCCAGGUAAGAUAUUGGUAUCCUGCACUGGAUUUUCAGAUGAAAUUUAGCAAAAAACAGUUAGGAUUGAAGUACUAUACAGACAUUUCAUAAGGGUCCAUAUUCUAGUGUAUAGAUUUCUAUAUAUUGAUCAUGGCGACACUUAGGCUGGGUGUCUGUGUAAGAAACUUGGACUUCCAAAGCCACUUGGAACAGUUGAUCCACCUCCACAUUCAAGUAAUUUAUGAAUAUGCAGAAUAUAGGGAUCUGCUCAUCUAGAACUUUCUACCAUUUGUCUUCUGUGUAGCUGCAAGGAACACUAAUGUUUAUACAACUGUCAGUCCACCCACUGGUGCACUGCUUCUGGUUCAGUCUUCCAAUUCCUUUUUGUUUUUGUUUCUGAUUGUUUCUUUUUUUGUCCUUUGGUUUUUCCUAUCUUUUUUGUUAUUAUUAUUAUUAUUAUUAUCUGUGAUCUUUAUUUUGAUGAGAGCUUGGGGAGUUGGGAGGGGGUUCAUCCAAGACUUGGGAUUCAGGAGGAUUUUCAUCUUUGUAUCCAACAGACCAGAUAUGGUCUGUUUCCAGAAGUGUACUUGAGUCAGGAAUGAAACAAUUUCAGCAUAAACAAGCACAAAAAUUUAGUCUGCUGGCUGACUGGAAGCAAAAAAUAAUAAAUACAAAUACAUUUUUUAAAAAGUCAAGAUGGAAUAUGAGGAAUUCCAACACAAUGGGGCACCAAGGCCUUUAGGCCUCUCUUCUGAUUUUGCUUUGUUUGUUUGUUUGUUUGUUUGUUUUAGAGAUCUGCUCUUUCUCAUGGGACUUGAAGUGGACUCAUCUUUGUGCAGUGCUGGUUUUGCCAUACUCAUUUCAAGUAUUAUAGACAUAUGUAAUGGUGAAAAUAUAUGAACUGUGGCCUUUUUCAUUCUUGUUACUUGUGAUGCAAUUAAGUGAAGAUAAGAAAAAAAAAAAGCAGAGAUUUACCAUGUAUCAGUGCCUGGCUUUUUGUUAUAAAGCUUUGUUUGUCUAGUGCUUUUUUGCUAUAAAAUAGACUGUAGUACACCCUAGUAGGAAAAAAAAAACUAAAUUUAAAAAUAAAAAAAUAUAUUUGGCUUAUUUUUCGCAGGAGCAAUCCUUUUAUACCAUGAAUAUUACAAAAAAUUGUCAGAUUCUGAAUAUUUCUUCUUUGUAGAUUUUUGGAAUCAUUAUGAGUAAAAGUUUGUUACUUUAUUUUACUAUUUAAAAGAUGUUACUUCACCAUGUGUUACUGAGAUGAAACUGUAUGGUAGCUUUUUCUGUUUGUUUGUUUUGUUUUUGUUUUUGUUUGUUUUGUUUUUUAGUUGUAGGUCGCAGUGGGGAAAUUUUUGCGACUAUACACAUAGCUGCAGCAUUAAAAACUAAAAAAAAAAACUUGUUAAAAAAAGAAAAAAAGGGAAAACAAUUAAAAAAAAAAAGAUGAACAGUUACACCUUGUUUUCAAUGUGUGGCUGAGUGCCUCGAUUUUUUCAUGUUUUUGGUGUAUAUCUGAUUUGUAGAAGUGUCCAAACAGGUCGUGUGCUGGAGUUCCUUCAAGACAAAAACAAACCCAGCUUGGUCUAGGCCAUUACCUGUUUCCCAUCUGUAGUUAUUCGAUGAAGUCAUGUACAUGACCGUUCUGUAGCAAUAAAUGUGCCAUUUUUAUAAACUGUU